Vicia villosa (hairy vetch) is the source of this 675-nucleotide messenger RNA. RefSeq lists its product as uncharacterized. The transcript has a single exon. The record is from RefSeq and is a predicted model, not a curated record. NCBI's taxonomy places the organism in Eukaryota, Viridiplantae, Streptophyta, Magnoliopsida, Fabales, Fabaceae. The coding region runs from base 1 to 675 and encodes 224 amino acids.
AUGUACAUCCUGCGCAAAGGAAAUGAUGUUGUGUUGUCGUUCCGUGUGUAUAUUGACCGGACUCAGCAUGAUGACGUCGUUUGGAUGUCAUACACUACUCACCGGGAUACUAUUUCAUUCGACCAUAUUUCAUUAUACUCCGGAUGGCUGGCAUUUGGGACUAAUAUCAUGUGUAGGUAUUUUCCAGAGCGGUGGAUGCGACAGUUUGGGUAUGUGCAAAUAAUUUCGAGGUCCUCCUCCGAGGCUUCUCUUAUCAACAUUGUCCGCAUAGAAGUGAAUGAAAUUGCAGCGAAUUUUAAGAGUCGUCUGGUACCGGAGGAGUACCGGAGUCAGGAAGCCACAUCUGAGUGGAAUCAUGUUGAGGUUUACAUGACUUGGUUUUAUUCUGUGUCACACCCUUACAUGACACCAAAUGCUCAUAGACGUCCACCUAGGUCUGCUCAUGAGGAGAUCUUGGAGAAUGAUCAGGUCAUGGAUGACCAUGUCGUUGAUUUGUUGUCAGUCGGUCAAAAUAUUAUGCAGAUUUUAAGAGAGGUUAUCGAGUCUGGACUAUUUGAGAGAGGUGGUGAUGAAGUUGUUACCCUAGCAUGUUCCAGUCUUACCAAUGUACGGAAUGCCUUGGGUUACUGUAGGCAGAGGAGGAGUCAAACUGUUAGGAUUAGGCAUACUCAAUAA